GUGUGUGUGUGUGUGACGGGGAGGUGUGACAGGAAGCGGCAGUCAGUCAGUCAGUGGGAGGGAAGUGGCCGUGGCGGGCUGGUGGCAGCGACACGUGCACCAAAGCGGCAAAGACAGCUAGUCUAUCAGUGGGUGGAACAGACACACAGGCACAGACAGGCGUCCCGCUCACUACACCACCUCAGCCUCCUCUCCCUCCAACCAGGCAAACCUCGCCGCCUUCGCUGCCUAAACUUAAAUGGUCCCGAAACUGAAAGACGAGAAAAGUUCGCCGGUUAACGGGAUUGAGUGAAGUGAGCCAGAACGCGGCGCAUAGUUAAUCCAAACCUGAUGAUGAAGUGUGGGCGGCGUCCACCCAUGAUGGUGUAUGGCAAUGUGGGCGGGACACGUUGUUCCUUGCCUCACUGAACGAUUCCAGACAUGGGUGAGUGGCGCCGCGGCCUGAGUGAUGACACAACCACCUCAGGAGCGCCGCUGAGGGAGGCCAAGCACUCCAAGCGCUCCAGGCACGGCGUGGCGUGGGUGCACUGCCUGCUGGCCUCCCUGCUGCUGCUGCUGCUGCCGGGAUGCGAGGCUCAGGGCAGGCUGGUGGAUCCGCCCUCGCGAGCCUCCAUGUGGCGAUACGACUUCAGCAACCCGGUGGACUUCAACGACGACCGCGUGGACUGUGGCGGGUUCGUGCGGCAGUGGAGGAAGAACCAGGGACGGUGUGGUGUGUGUGGCGACCCCUGGGACAUGCCAGAGCCGCGCCCUCACGAGACCCGCGGCAGGUACGCCCGGGGCAUCAUAGUGCGCAACUACACGCAGGCACAGGCGGUGGUGGUGGAGGUGGAGGUGACAGCAGCGGGCAGCGGUCACUUUGAGUACCAGCUGUGUCCGCGAGCCAGCGCCUGGACCCAAGAGACCCAGCAAUGCUUCACACACGCCCUCAAGGACGACUUGGGCAGGAGCCAGAUCCCCGUGAACGUGACCCAGAAGUUUGCACGCCUGAGACACGUGCUGCGCCUUCCCCAGGAGAUAGUGUGCCUCGCCUGUGUUUUGCAGUGGAGGUUCGUGAAGAGGGGAACCGCAGGCCGCGAAGAGUACCGGGCCUGUGCUGACAUCACCAUCAGCCCCGUCUUCGCAGACAUCACCAUCACCCAGGGCAGCACAGCUAUCAACAUCACUCCUAUCACUGACAGCACCACCAUCACCACCACUGACACCACUACCACCACUACUCCCGUCACUGACACCACAACCACCACCACCACGACCAGUGCCACGGACGCGGGCACGAUCUCAAGUAUCACAAUCACGGAAGAAAUCACUGAAUCACUUUCUACAACAGCAAGAGCAAGUUUUCCAGAUUCGCGCGGGAAAUUCGUUUCUGCUUCCUCCUCGCAGUUUCCUGACAUCAACUUUUAUGGCUUUUCGCUCGCAACUCGCAAACCGGCACUCAAUUCCCAAAGACCACAGGGAGACGCGCCCCCCAUGCACACAAGAAGGAACGACCUGGUGCAGAAUGACAGGAGUGACGCUGAUAAGAGUGGCGCCAGCUCUCGUCUUCCCGCCUCACUUCACUGCGCCACAACUACAUUACUGUUGCUCCUCGUAAAUGUUGCAGUCUUUUCUCAUCACGCUCAGAGUUAAUAAUGUACGGAUAUAUUUAGAGCGUGUACAGAUUUUGUGUGAUUAACUAUUUACCCAACAGUACCUUAUUUAAGUAAGUAAUUUAUGCUCUCCAAAAAAAAUAAAA
Scylla paramamosain (green mud crab) is the source of this 1738-nucleotide messenger RNA. RefSeq lists its product as uncharacterized. The record is from RefSeq and is a predicted model, not a curated record. NCBI's taxonomy places the organism in Eukaryota, Metazoa, Arthropoda, Malacostraca, Decapoda, Portunidae. Bases 421 to 1632 code for a protein of 403 amino acids. The transcript has 5 exons.